CAAUGCGGUUGUCGGGAUGUAAGGAGGAAUGGCGACGGUCGAGACGGUUUUGGAGGCUACGGUUGAGAUGAAUUUUGACCAAGAAGCCGAACUCAGGUGUGAAUCCUGUCUCCUCCACCUCAGCUGUUAGUGACAGCAAAGACGCCCCCAAAAUGGACGCGGAAGGGACGGCGUCCUCGCCACCCGGCGUCCUCUCGCCCUCCGCUCCCCAGACUUCCCCCGCGCCGGCCCACCUGGCGGCGAAGCAGAGGGACGGCAGAAAGACCUCAUCCGCCGCCCCCGCCUUCCUCUCCAACCUGGGCAGGGCCACGCUGCGCGGGAUCCGCAAGUGUCCGCAGUGUGGCGUCUACAACGGCACCCGGGGGCUCAGCUGCAAGAACAAGGCGUGCGGGAUUUCCCUCAGAAACGCCUCCUCGGCGGCGGGCAGGAGCGGCAGGAAAUGCGCCGUGGACGCGGUGAGAGUGAUAAUAGACAGCGAGGAAAGGAUGGGGAAGGAGUGUGAAGGUGUAAGAAGGGGGAGAGGAGGAGGAGGAGGAGGAGAUGGCGGAGGAGGCCCGAGCGGAGGAGUGCAGGUGUUCUCGGUGCGUCACAGAGGAAGAGGAGCCACGCCGACGCAGUUGGGCUUCGUGGAGCUCGUCCCCACGGACACCGCCAUAGCGACGGGUGACGGCGCCACCCUGUUGACCCGGGUCAACCUGGGGCGCUGCUUUUUGCCCUCGUGCCGGCAGGGUCAAAGGUCGCAUCGGGGCGAGGCGGAGUCGUCCGCGGCGCCCGCUUCGAAACAGCCGCCGGACAGCCUGUGCGCGCACAUCAAGCAGGCGAUAGAGUGCCGCGCCUUCUCCACGCCGUUGACCCUGAAGAGCUCCGUCCUGGACGGCCUGCAGGCCUCCAUCCAAGCCAGGAAGGAGCUGUGGAUGCUCGCCACGGAGUCUCCGGGCCCCCUGGUGCAGCGCGUGGCCAAGGGCACGCUGGUGGUGAAGUGCCACGUGGAUUCCCAGCAUCCUCUGGGGCUGCUGCAUCUCACCGUCGGGGCGGGGGGGCUGCUCGAGGGUGCGAAGAGCGAGAGGAAGGGCAGAGAGCCGCAGCGCGGCGUCUUCCACUGCGCCUGCCAGGCCGGCGCCAGGAAGAGCAAAGCCGGGGCCGACGCGGCGCCCGACUCGCAUCCGCCGCCUGGCGGGCCGGGCCCGUCGCAGCCCUGCCUGCACUUCUACGCCUGCGUGUGCGCCUUCGCAAGCGACGAGAAACUGGCGUCAGAGUUCGCCGCCUUCAUCAAGUACACGCCGAAUGGUGUGCCGCACGACGCUGCGGGCGGAGCAGCUGGUCCCAGUGAGCAGCCUCGGCAUCACGCCGACCCGACCAGCCCCCUCCUGAAGACCAAGAAGCUGCGCCUGGACGAAUCUCUCUCUGGGAGUGCGCCGGUCGUGGAUGAGCGGGCGGUGACGUUGGGCUUCCACCAGUGGCUGGCCGGCGUCACGGAGAGGAUCCACCAGACGAUGCACUACCAGUUCGACGGGAAACCACAACCUCUGGUGUACCACAUCCCGCAGGAGUUCUUCAGCGCUCUGCUGCACCGCCUGUCGCUGGCCUCCAAGAAGAAGAGGCUGCCGAACCUCACCUCAGCGAUUGUGAGGAACGACGACCUCACCCUCGGCUCGUUCUCCAAGUACACCUGGCACAUCACCAGCCUCACGCAGGUCAAGCGCGUCUUUGACACCUCAGAGGUGCCUCUGGAGCUCACCCAGAGUUUCGUGAGGAACGCCGACGGCUCUUACUCCCGCUUCCGCUGCCCGGAGCCGCCCCCGCCCCCGCCGCCGCCCGAGCCGGAGCCGCCGGCGGCGGAGGGGCCGAGGACGGAGCGGCCGCAGGCCAUACGGCCGAUGGAGCUCCGCACCUUCCUCAAAGUCGGGCCGACGGCGGAGCAGGCGGAGGCCGGCCCCUUCGUGAUCGAGUGGAUCCCGGACGCUCUGCCUCGCUGCCGCAUGGGGGAGCUCAGCAUCGGCUUCCAGUUCGGCCACCAGCAGAGCGGCGGGCGGCCGGAGGGCUGCGAGAAGACGGGCGCGGCGGAGAGGGGGGGGCGCGGCAGGCCGGACCGCCCGCGGCGAAGCAAGCACCCGCAGGCCGUGGAAAUCAUCCGGGUGGUCGUGUAAUGGCGGCGUGUGUGACAUCAUUGACGUGUUAUAAUCGAUCCACACACACACACACACGUGACCAAUGGCUCUCACAUAGCAGUCAUCAAAACAAAAACUAUAAAAUAAGCAUAUUUGGGGAAUUUGGUUUAAAAGACGAAAUAAUA
Molecule: messenger RNA, 2293 nt
Organism: Pungitius pungitius (ninespine stickleback)
Lineage: Eukaryota; Metazoa; Chordata; Actinopteri; Perciformes; Gasterosteidae
Gene: c18h2orf42
Product: chromosome 18 C2orf42 homolog
Cellular component (GO): nucleus
Source: RefSeq, a predicted model, not a curated record